Messenger RNA from Phalaenopsis equestris, 395 nucleotides. RefSeq lists its product as uncharacterized. The transcript is spliced from 3 exons. Lineage: Eukaryota; Viridiplantae; Streptophyta; Magnoliopsida; Asparagales; Orchidaceae. The annotation marks the transcript as partial. Gene Ontology annotation, molecular function: protein binding. The record is from RefSeq and is a predicted model, not a curated record.
AUGAGCCCGCCGCGUUCCCCCACCCUAUUGUCCCUCCGCGACGUCUCUAACCUGGCCAUGUCCUCAAAGUCUCUCCGCCUCCUCGCCUAUUCCGACGCCGUUUGGUUUCGCCUUCUCCAGGAGCGAUGGCCAAAUUAUUGCAUGUCUUCUGGAGCUGGAGGAGCUAGGGAAGAGUAUCUAUCGAGAUUCACUGCAAUGCGGCAGUUUAAAUUCUGUGAUCCUGCCAUUGUUCAUUUAUGGGCUAUGCCUGUUCCACCGACGCAAAUUUUGUUGGCUAAAAAUGAGAUCUGGGUCGACCAGGGACGACAUGUGAUUAAAGUUGAGUGUAGUUCAGAUCCUCAUUUUGCUAAUCAUCGAAUGUUCAGAGCUCACAAUGCAAGGAUUACUUGUAUGAG